AUGGCUAGCAUCACAAGAUUUGACAUCAAUGACCUCACCGGUGAAUACCGAACAACACUCAAUCAACUCCCCAAGUUGACCCUAGAGUUGGAUGAUAUGGAAAGCCUGGAAGAGUUCAAGACAACAUACGACAGAAAUGGUAAGGAGUGUAUGCUCCCGGCCAUUGGUGAACUGGUGAUUACGAAAUGUAACAAGGUGUGCUUCAUACCUUUCACGCCUAGAGCUUGGAAAUUGGUGAUCUCAGAGUGCAGCAAACUAAUGGUCCAUUCCAGAGGAGGGCACCCUUGUACCUCUGUUUCAGUAAAUGAACUGGUGGUGAAGAACUGCAAGAAAACUCUAUAUAACUGGCAUUUGCUUCACAGCCUCCCAGGCCUCCGUAGUUUAACUGUCAAAGAUUGCGACAAUCUGUGGACUAUACCAGAUACUAUUGAGGCCCUAUCCUCCCUCCAAUCUCUAUGCUUGUCCAAUUGCCGGGUGGACAAAGUACAACACUUGGCUGACCUCACCUGUCUCCGGGAACUGAAGAUUGUGUCCUGCGAAGGGAUCGAUGGGUUCAUGCAGAGUUUGCAAGGACUCACCUCCCAUGGGUCGAUGCAUCUUAGUGACUGCGACAGUAUCACAUCACUGCCGGAAUGGUUAGGAGAUCUCACCAAUCUUGAGAAGCUUGCCAUCCACAGAUGCCCUGCCAUGGAAUCUUUGCCGGGCAGCAUAAAUAAACUAACCAACCUGAAGGAUCUGCGUAUUUUGGAUUGUCCAAAAUUGAAGAGCUGGUGUGAAAGGAGGGAGAACAAGAAAAGAAUGGCUCACAUCCGACCAGACUAUGAAAUUCCUUCACGGUAA
Molecule: messenger RNA, 840 nt
Organism: Triticum turgidum subsp. durum (durum wheat)
Lineage: Eukaryota; Viridiplantae; Streptophyta; Magnoliopsida; Poales; Poaceae
Source: the annotation of a GenBank genome assembly